This is a messenger RNA of Amoebophrya sp. A120, 4236 nucleotides long. The record is from the annotation of a GenBank genome assembly. NCBI's taxonomy places the organism in Eukaryota, Dinophyceae, Syndiniales, Amoebophryaceae.
AGCAAAUCUCGAUGGUCGACGGCGGCUAGUUGAGACCGGCAAGCUCUUGCGAAGGUUCUCUCCACAGCGUGAAUUUAUUAUUCUUUUUCAUCGAUUACGAUUAUUGCCAGGACAAGUACAGCUGUAGCUUUUUCUAAAUUUUCAAAGCGGGUGUGUUUUUGAAGUGAAAGAGCCUGAAGAAACUUCUAGCCUUGGACUACAAAGGUUCUUGAGUUUUUUUUAGCUCGCGGUGGAAUUCCAACACUUGGUUCAACAUUUAGAGUUUGUGGCUUCUUAUGUUUUCUGGCUUUCUUCUGGCGAUAAGACUUUCCCUUUCGUUUUCAUCUAAAUCGCUUCAUCUCUGUGAUACCCUUCGCUAUAACAGUCUCUAGAGAAAAAAUUUAAAAGAGCUAGACCUUGUUUUCUUUUUAGAGUUGGUGUGUAAACCGGAACAAAAUGAGACGAACAUUGCUUUCCCUCGGCGUCCUCGCGGCGCCCGUUCUCGCGAAAAAGAAGCACGCCGAGAUUGACGCUAUGAAGCACGACAUACAGGAAGUCUACGCCCGGAAUUUUGACGCCGUCAUCGGUAAGAACGCAGCACAAUUAUUCCGAGCUUCUUAUAUCACGGUGUUUGCUACGACUACUACUUGCUAGUACCACGGUGUAGAUGUAGCAUUGACAGUCCUUGUGUUGUGUGUUGCAGCCCCUUUCUCCGAUUAAGUAUCCCGAGAAAAAAGGGGAGCCGGCUUUCGUCAUCUUCUGAAAAGAAGUUUUUUACGCAUAUCAAUACAUUACACAAACAACAGGUACCUCCCUUCCGCUCACGGUUUCGUCCGUGCUUUACUUCAAGUCUAGCAACAAGGGCGACGCGGCAUUCCUCGAAAAAUACAACGAAGUCGCGAAGAAAACAAAGAAGAUGCUGAAGAUUGCAGCAAUGGACUGCGACGAGGCAGCAAAGCACUGCGAGCGGGUCGGCGUGAAAGAGACACCGCACCUGCAGCUGUACCCCGUGACGCCAAGGCCGCACUUCAAAUACGAGGGCGAGAUGGAGGCAGAAGCAAUUUUGAAGCAGCUCUACAAAUGUAUACGAACUGUUUUUAAUGUUGUGGAGAAUCUUUUCAAUUUCUGUGCAAGGACUUGCACGUCGUCCCAUAGAGGGGCCGGCGAAUUGUUCACCGUGUUGGCAAGACAACGCAACAUUGAGGAUGUCGCCCUCCACUUCGGACUGUCCUUGUUGAGGGCUAACGUGGAGGCUUCAAAGAAACACUACCCGUGCAUUUGUGAAAAAUAAUUUAGAUUGUGAUGCGUUUGUGAUGCGAGCAUGGAAAAAAGCAAAACCAUUCAAAAAAAAAACAGUGAUUCCGGGCGACAAGGUUACACCGCUUACCACCGCGGAAGAGUUCGGCACUUUCAAGAGAAAAAAUCCCACAAAGCCGAAGAUCGUUCUCUUCUCCGACAAGAAGAAGGCACCAACAAUUUUGAAGGGGCUCAGUACAGAUUCCGUCUUCACCCGCACCGUCGAAUUUGGCUUUGUCUUUGCUACGGAGGCAGACGCCGUGGUACUUUAAUGUUGUUUUUAUACGCUUUCCACUUUUUGCGAUAGCGAUUCUUCUGACGGCGCGAAGAAAAUGAAAAGCAAGUGGCAGACUGUAUCUAUACCCAGGGCAAAUGUCGGAAGUAGGAGCUUCCGGUUCGAUGGAAAACCUUGAUGAGAAGAUGAGUGCCCGACGAGCGAGGGUGUAAAUCCACAUUUUUUGGUCAUUUAUCAAUCCCGAACAUAAUUUAUUUUGCCAGAUGAACGAAGCUGGCGCGAAGAAGAAGAAGCUCCCAGCUGUCAUGCUGAUUGCGAAGGGAAAGCAACAGUGGUACAAGGAAAAGGACCUGUCUUUUUCCGCCCUCCAUGAGUGGAUCAACGUCAACAGUGAAUCUGGUACUUUUGUUGAACUUCGCAUACCUACAUUGCGUAUGCAGCAAGAGACGUUAUGUUUUUGUACGAACAGUCUGUUGUCAAUCUCAAUUCGAAUGCAGUGUAUGUGUGAAGACUACAGGGUAUUACGACUCCUAUGUAUGAUGACUCCGCAUCUUCAUGACAUUGACAAUGGACUACGAUGCAUCUUCUUCACAGGUAUGGGCGACACUGUGAAGGGUGUUGACGGCGCGUCCGAGGUGGAGGCAGAGGAGGUGGAGUACGAGAAGGUUCGUGAGCUGCACAGCAAGUCCGCCCAGGAGCUGUGCUACAAGCAGACCAACGUGUGCGCCAUCUUCCUGCAGGAGGGGCCCAAACUGGAUGACAAGGUCGCGGAUAUGAUCAACAGCUUCGAGUCCAAGUUCGCGCCGAAGAACGACCGUGUACGGAUUGUAAAAAUGUCUGGGUCUGGAAGAUUCUGACACUUGUCAUGCACGUUUUGCAUGAGCCCUGAUGUCUGUGAUGCAUGCCCUAGCAUCACGGAUUUUUUGAGAGCUUCUUGAUGCCUAUUCCGCAUGACAAAGGCCCGCUCCGCGCAGCAAAAAUUGCAUUCCUUUUGGUACUCAUGCAAUACAGAUUUUUCUGGAAACCAAAUGCAGCAUCACAAGUUGCAUUCUUCCAGACCCAGACAUUUUUACAUUUGAUACCGUGGUGUGAAAUACAACUGGAUGUGGAUGGACAUCACGCAGGAGCUAUUGAGAGGAAAAAUCCCCCCUCCCCAUAUCGAAACGAAGUUUCUGAUGCUGAAUUUGCGUACACAAUUCACAUUUGUCUUGCAGAAGGUGCUUGGCGGCAUUUUCUGUGCCUGUUUGGGUAUGCAGAAGGCUAGCAAUUGCGCAUAGCAGACAGGUCUGCAGUAGUCAAAAUUGCAUGACAGACUUGCUCUGGAAUGCGUUAAAUGGCUCCUAUGACCCUAUAUGCAAGACAAAGAUGAUUUGUGGCCACAAAUCUGCAUCACAAAUUUUCGUUUUGAUAUGGGGAGGGGGGAUUUUUCAUUUUGAUAGGAGCCGGAAUUCAAGAAGACGCUGGACGAACAGGUAGAAGAGCUUUAUUUUGUGAUGCAUAAAAUAAAAGGUGUGCAAGGCAACUGAUGUGUGUGUUGCAGUAGAGCAACAAAGAAGCCACUUUGCAAAAAUUUGUGUUGCAGUAGAAGCCACUUUGUGUUGCAGCAGAAACCACUUAUUUGCAAAAUUUUUUCCAGUGACUAUGUGUAUGGUAGGACGAUGAAAGACUGAUCAGUCAAAUGCGAAAAGUAAACAUGUCUGUCAACAUAAACAUCCACCUAAUAAAACUUGACAGGAGAAGAAGGUCGCGAAGAAGGAGGACCGCGACGAAGAGCCGUUCCAGUACCCGACUAUGAUCUUCGUGAAGCCGCCCAAGAAGAAGCGCGAGGAGAAGCUGUUGACCUACAUCCGUCUGACCAGCGACGCCAAGGUGAACUCUGAUUCCGUGUCCGGCAUGGUGGAGCGCAUCGCCUCCGGGGCCACCUACACGCGCGCGGACCUCCCGAAAUUCGCUGUGCGGGCCAAGAAGGCCGCGGGCAAAAAGGACGAGUUGUAAGAGUUUUAGAUUUGUAGAUGGUAGUUUAAGUUUAGAAUUGCGGCCGCGAUUUGUUUGAUACAGCUAAAGAACCCGAGACAAAAGAGUAAAAACAAUUCCAAGAGAAGACCGAAUAGUGUACUCUACUGGUGCCAACAAAGUCGCACUGCGCUUCCAUACAAUUGGUCGUUGUAUCGAACAGCUUUAAUAAAUGCAACCGCGGCUUAUUCGUGAAUACACUCAAAUGAACCUUUUCUUCAGAAAUGCUGUAGUAACCUCCUCGAUUCCGGGGGACCAUCACAUGAUGAGACACUUCUGGAAAAAGAACAACUAAAUUGGAAGAAAUGACGAAAUAGCGGUUGCUCCUUUUAGAACGAGGUUACUACGGUCUUCUCACAUCAUCUAAACGUCUAAACGUACACUCAGCAAAUAACCUUUCUAGGUGUUUUUUGUUUUAGGUUUUUGUCAUCAUCAUCAUCACACUAUGGGAACAUCAAUUUUCAGCGGAACAAGAACUCUCAACGGAGUUUUGCACCUCAGUCAGAACAAGUCCUUUUCAGAACCCAGGACAGCACUUAUUUUCAGCGAACACCAUGUCCAACAGCGAUCACAACAGAGAGAAUCGCCUGUGGCGCAUAGUGAAAGACCUUUCAAGUUUUUUGGCAUUACCCUCAAAGAUGAGAACUAGUUUCGGCACGCUCCAAAGCGCUCGACCGCUGUACCGGUUGUACAGGGAAAAAAUCAAGGAGAAG